AUAUGGAACAACGUCAUGUCUUCUAAAGGGAGGGGAUGUUGGGCGAUUUCAUUUUAAGGGGAGUUUGGUUGUUAUUGUUAAUAAUUUAUAUGGUUUUCGUUGAUAAUUUUUGCUGUGGAGUUAUUCAAAUUUUUAUAUUUAAAAGGUUUUUAACAUUUUCUGACCUGUUGAUAUUUUUUUAUUGUGUUUAAAGUUUAAGUAGGUAGUUUUUUAUUAACUAUUUAAUUCCUCUCUUCCCCUACUUACUGGACGAGUUCAUUUUGUAGUUCGGUCCUUGCUCAAACGGCAGCAUCGUUCACUUCCGUUAAUAUUGUAGUGUCGGUUGGAGCGAGUCGGUGGUUGUGGCGUGUGGGACUUGACUAAUACUUCUUAGAUUGCUAAUACCUAACCAUGUGCGACGAGGAAGUUGCUGCGCUCGUGGUCGACAACGGGUCCGGGAUGUGCAAGGCCGGGUUCGCCGGGGACGACGCCCCGCGCGCCGUCUUCCCCUCCAUCGUGGGUCGCCCGCGGCACCAGGGCGUGAUGGUGGGCAUGGGCCAGAAGGACAGCUACGUGGGCGACGAGGCCCAGUCCAAGAGGGGCAUCCUCACCCUCAAGUACCCCAUCGAGCACGGCAUCGUGACCAACUGGGACGACAUGGAGAAGAUCUGGCACCACACGUUCUACAACGAGCUGCGCGUGGCGCCCGAGGAGCACCCCGUGCUGCUCACGGAGGCCCCGCUCAACCCCAAGGCCAACCGCGAGAAGAUGACGCAGAUAAUGUUUGAGACGUUCAACACCCCGGCCAUGUACGUGGCCAUCCAGGCAGUGCUGUCGCUGUACGCCUCUGGUAGGACCACCGGUAUCGUCCUGGACUCUGGAGACGGCGUCUCUCACACGGUGCCCAUCUACGAAGGCUAUGCUCUGCCCCAUGCCAUCCUGCGAUUGGACCUGGCUGGACGAGACCUCACGGACUACCUGAUGAAGAUCCUGACCGAGCGUGGCUACAGCUUCACGACCACGGCAGAGCGGGAAAUCGUGCGCGACAUCAAGGAGAAGUUGUGCUACGUGGCGUUGGACUUUGAGCAGGAGAUGGCCACCGCUGCAUCUUCCUCGUCCCUGGAGAAGUCCUACGAGUUGCCCGACGGCCAGGUGAUCACGAUCGGCAACGAGAGGUUCCGCUGCCCGGAAGCUUUGUUCCAACCUUCGUUCCUGGGCAUGGAGGCCUGUGGCAUCCACGAAACGACCUACAACUCCAUCAUGAAGUGUGACGUGGACAUCAGGAAGGACCUGUAUGCCAACACGGUGCUCUCUGGUGGUACCACCAUGUACCCUGGCAUCGCUGACCGCAUGCAGAAGGAGAUCACGGCCCUGGCACCUUCCACCAUGAAGAUCAAGAUCAUUGCACCUCCGGAGAGGAAGUACAGCGUCUGGAUCGGUGGCUCCAUCCUGGCCUCGCUGUCCACCUUUCAGCAGAUGUGGAUCUCCAAGCAGGAGUACGAUGAGUCCGGCCCCUCCAUCGUGCACAGGAAGUGCUUCUAGAUGGGCACAUGCUCCGUUUCAUUAUAGCUGCCUCAAGCAAUCGCCAUUCCUUUUUUCUGUUUAUACACGACUGAGCAUUCCACAUGCAUUGCAAAGCAUUCCGCAGGAGAAAGUUUUCAAGUGUUGCAACAUUUUUGAAAUUUGUAAUAUAGAAUGUAUGAAAGGUUUUGUAAUGUGAUGAUUUUUUUUUUAUUUUAGCAAGGAGUCUGGUGUUGUAAGCCAAUGCUUGUGAUAAGUCACUUGGCAUAGGUACUACGUAUUUAUUCCCUUGUGCAGAUCUGAGACUGUGAAGUCAUUUCUAAAUAAAUAAAAUAAGAACCUUA
Molecule: messenger RNA, 1844 nt
Organism: Bacillus rossius redtenbacheri
Lineage: Eukaryota; Metazoa; Arthropoda; Insecta; Phasmatodea; Bacillidae
Product: actin-5C
Exons: 4
Coding region: 391-1521 (376 amino acids)
Source: RefSeq, a predicted model, not a curated record